AAUUGUCCCUCAUAUCACGCCCCAGAGGGAUUAGUGCAUUGCCAUGGGUCUAGAGAGGCCACGUCAGCUCGAGGACCAGCCGAAACUCAUCCACCGCGUCUUGCUACUGGCCAUCAGUCCAAUCAUGACCUCCUGCAAUCAGCCCGCAGACGCAAAUGUCAACUUCCUGAAUUGUGAUGCUAAGAAAGGGAGGCCUCCUAAUUUCCACAAACAUACGAUCGUCGCCUACGGCAUUUUUGUAAUUAGCCAAGACAGGGAGGCGAUGCCAACAGUGGUGGGGACACAAAUGCGUCGUUGUAGAGGCUAGAUAGGUUUGCGAGAAUUGCAUAUGGCUGUCUCCAUUGAAGAGACCAGAGGAUAGAAUCGAGAUGAAGUUCGAAGUUGGAGUUUAGAGGGAAAGCGAGAGGGCUAAGGAGUUUCAAGAGA
Molecule: messenger RNA, 426 nt
Organism: Hypoxylon trugodes
Lineage: Eukaryota; Fungi; Ascomycota; Sordariomycetes; Xylariales; Hypoxylaceae
Exons: 2
Coding region: 44-307 (87 amino acids)
Source: RefSeq, a predicted model, not a curated record